UUGUUUCCAUUUCUUUCUGGAAAGCCUUGAAUACAAUCAACUCCAAAACUCCAACGUCUGGAAAAUUUGAUUUUAUCUAAAAACCGAAGCUUCAAAUUAACAAAACUGUCUCUUCAUUAGCUGUGAGCAAAACAGUUUGAAGGAACGAGAGCCAUACUUUAGGAUGAAGGUGUGGAUUGUCAUAAUAGCAGUAUGUUUGUGGCAAGGAAUUGUCAGUUUAAGAGGACGCUACACUUCUGAAGAACCUGCAGUCAAAUAUAAUGUGAAUCCAGAGUGCUUUUUAAAUGUUACUAAGAUUAUCCAACUUUACGGAUACCCCAGUGAAGAACAUCAUGUGGAGACAGAAGAUGGAUAUAUCCUUACAGUCAUCCGAAUACCUCAUGGAAGACAUAAUGGUACAAACAAAGGCUCACGGCCAACCGUAUAUUUGCAACAUGCUUUGAUUGGAGAUGCUUCUCACUGGGUUUCAAACCAACCUCAAAAGAGUUUGGGUUUCAUCUUAGCAGAUGCUGGCUAUGAUGUCUGGCUUGGGAACAGCAGAGGCAACACCUAUUCUUUAAACCAUAAGACCCUGACGACCAAGGAACAAAAGUUCUGGGAAUUUAGUUUUCAUGAGAUGGGAUACUAUGAUAUUCCUGCCGUCAUCAACUUCAUCCUGAAGAAAACUGCCCAAGAACAACUAUAUUUCGUAGGACAUUCUGAAGGCUCAACAGCAGGAUUCAUUGCAUUCUCUACUUGGCCAAAAUUGGCUGAAAAGGUCAAAGUUUUUUUUGCCUUGGCACCUCCAACCGCAGUCCCAUUUGCUACAACCCCCCUCACAAUAUUGGCACGGCUUUCUGAAACAACAUUACGCAUGAUAUUCGGGAACAAAGGAGCAUUUCAGUAUCCUACAUAUUUUAGAAAUCUAUUUACAAAAAUCUGUGUUUAUUCCCCUCGAUUAUCUUCCAACAUUAUGUUUUUUGUGGCAGGAUAUAACGCUCCGAAUUUAAACAUGAGCCGGCUUGAUAUAUAUGCAGCACACAGUCCCGCUGGAACCUCUGUACAAAAUGGUCUUCAUUGGUGUCAGAACCAUCGGUCAAAGUCAUUUCGAGCAUAUGACUAUGGAUGUGCAGAGAAGAAUAUGGAAAAGUACAACCAGACAGCACCUCCUAUCUACAAAAUAGAAAAUAUAAAAAUACCAAUUGCCAUUUGGACAGGCGGGCAAGACUUGUUUGUAGUUCCAAAAGAUGCAGCAAUGUUGUCUUCUCAGAUUAGUAAUCUCAUUUAUGAAAAACAUAUUCCUGAAUGGCAACAUUUAGACUUUAUUUGGGGGAUGGAUGCACCUGAGCGCUUAUACAUGGAUAUCAUUAAAAUUGCAAAGAAGUUUCCAUAAUUCCCAUAUAAGAAAAGCUGACAUCUUCAACAUUGAAUGCAAGUACACUUGGGCGGGGGAGUCCUCAAUACUACACAAUACUGCCAUAAAACCAUAUUCCAAUAGAGCAAAUAAACUGAAUACAUAAAUAUCCAGAAUCUAUGUCCAUCUUGUUUUUUUUAAGUUUAUAGCAGUGAACCAUUAGUUACAGUGUAAAGAUUACUGGGAAUAUGAAUUCACUAAAAGUUGAAUGAAGGAAGUGUGUUAAUUCCUUUC
Anolis sagrei ordinatus is the source of this 1627-nucleotide messenger RNA. RefSeq names its product lysosomal acid lipase/cholesteryl ester hydrolase-like. Gene Ontology annotation, biological process: lipid metabolic process. Lineage: Eukaryota; Metazoa; Chordata; Lepidosauria; Squamata; Anolidae. The record is from RefSeq and is a predicted model, not a curated record. Gene Ontology annotation, molecular function: hydrolase activity, acting on ester bonds.